AUUAUUACAAGUUAAAGCUACAUCUCAGACCAAGAUAUUCCAUUACUGGCGCACCUCGUUAUGACAAUUAUGGCUAAGAUUUCCCAAGAACAUCUCGCGAUAAUCACGUUCCUGAUCCUGCUUGCGAUUUCCGUGGUCGUUGCCAGCAUCGAAACCAUAGAAAAGAGAGGCAUAUACUUAGUCCUGAUGGAAGGAGAGCCUGUUGCCUUUCAUGGAGGUUCUACAAAUUGCCGUCAAGCUAGAGAAUGUUUGCAUAGACCGCAGAUGAACAGAGAGAUGUCUAGGGCUUGUGCAGAGAAGCUGGUGAAGUCUCAUGACCAACUUCUCCAGAACACUCUCAGGAAUGGAACCUACGACAAGCUCUACAGCUUCAAACACGUCGUAAAUGGCUUCGCCGUCCAUGCCACCCUGUCUGAGGCUAAGAAGCUGAAAAAGGCUCUAGGAGUGAAGCUAAUGGAGAGGGAUAGAGGAGCCGAGAUGAUGACAACCUACACGCCGGAGUUCCUAGGGCUGCCGGAAGGACUGUGGAAGCAGCAAGGAGGAGGGAGAACCGCGGGGGAAGGGAUCGUGAUCGGGUUUGUCGACACAGGCAUCAACCCGUUACACCCGAGCUUCUCAGCUCGCCAGUCGAAUGGUGUUUCAUGUGGGCCAGCGAACGCAUCUCGUUUCUUGGGAAAGUGUGAGACUGGCCCUCAGUUCCCCGCCACCUCAUGCAAUGGGAAGAUAGCCUCCGCGAGGUUCUUCUCCGCCGGGGCCCAGGCCGUCGCUCCCUUGAACCGGUCGGUCGACUUCCUCUCACCAUUUGAUGCAGUCGGGCAUGGCAGUCAUGUAGCUUCCAUAGCAGCUGGGAAUGCAGACGUCCCGGUCGUCGUGAACGGCUUUUUGUAUGGACUCUCGAGCGGGAUGGCCCCUGCUGCAAGAAUUGCUGUUUAUAAGGCAAUGUUCCCAACAAUAGGGACCUUAACAGAUGUGAUUGCAGCAAUUGAUCAGGCCAUUUAUGAUGGAGUGGACAUAUUGACUCUAUCGGUGGGACCGGUCCAGCCGCCACAGAGCACGCUCACGGUAUUGGGCAUGUUCGACAUAGUGAUGCUGUUUGCACGGAGGGCUGGAGUGUUCGUAGUCCAAGCGGCUGGAAACAGUGGCCCAUCACCUUCCUCGGUGAUCUCCUACAGCCCAUGGGUGGUUGGCGCGGCCGCUUCCUCCACAGACAGAACCUACACUGGGUCCCUUCUCCUUGGAAAUGGUACGAGAGUCGGAGGAGUGGGAUUGUCAGGACCAACCCUCGGGAGCGGUCUCUUUAUGUACAGGCUCGUAUUGGCGCAGGAUGCUGUCAAGCGGAAUGGGACCUUUCCGAGGACACCGCCGUACACGGAGGAAUGCCAAUAUCCGGAAGCAUUUGACCCUCUUAUAGUGCAAGGCAGCGUAGUUAUUUGUACCUUCUCGAGUGGCUUCAUCAAUCAGACCUCCAGCGUUUCCGCAAUUCUAAGCACAGCCAGAGAUCUACACUUCACAGGUUUCGUUCUGGUGGCCAACCCGAAGUAUGGAGACUUCAUAGUGGAGCCUAUACCAUUCCCCGUCCCGGGGAUAAUGAUCCCGAAUGUUUCCGACGUCAAGGUAAUAUUGCAAUACUACCAACGGCAAACUUCCCGGGACAGGGCAGGGGCCGUGACCAACUUCAGAGCGAGAGCUGCCAUCGGAGAGGGACGAGCUGCUGCAUUCACCAGAAGAGCUCCCACUGUCAGCCGGUUCUCUUCCCGAGGACCUGACUUCAUCGAUGUUUACAAGAACCUCAUCGAUGUAUUAAAGCCCGAUAUUCUCGCCCCAGGCCGCCAGGUGUGGGCUGCUUGGAGUCCCAUGAGUGUCUCGGAGCAACUCCUAAGAGGACACAGUUUCGCGCUACUAUCAGGGACGAGCAUGGCAACUCCUCAUGUUGCCGGUAUUGCUGCUCUGAUCAAGCAGUCUCGCCCGACAUGGACACCCUCUAUGAUAGCUUCAGCGAUGUCUACUACUGCGAUUAAACAUGACAACUUCGGUAACAUUAUAAUGUCUGAGGGUUUUGAUUUCAGCCUCACCACCUCUACUCCUUUCGCAAUCGGUUCAGGCCACAUCAACCCCACAGGAGCAAUCGAUCCUGGCCUGGUUUUCUAUUCAGAAUAUGAAGACUAUAUUGGUUUCUUGUGCUCGAUACCGGGCAUUCGCCCAUCGGUGGUUCAAGCAGCAACAGGGGAACCCUGCACUCGGACACUCGCCCACCCAUCAGACCUCAACCUUCCCUCAGUUACCAUAUCAGCGCUAAACAAAUCCAGGACAGUUCAGAGGAGCAUAAAAAACGUUGGGACAGUGCAGGAGACUUACUUAGGCUCAGUCCUUCCCCCGAAUGGGACGACUAUAAGCUUAAACCCAACUUGGUUUACAGUUAAUCCCGGGGAAACCCGGGAUUUUGACAUAGAAGUUAAUGUUACUCGAGCGAUGAGCACUUUCAGCUUUGGUGAAAUUGUCUGGACAGGGAGCUUGAAUCACAUUGUAAGAAUACCAUUAACUAUUCGGACAGUUUCUGUAUAGUGAACUCCAGAGAUGCAUUCCAGAUGAUUUUAUUUAGCUUCGGCUGAAGAAAAGAAUAUAAGGUCUGGAAAAGUUUCUGGCUAAACUUGCUUA
Molecule: messenger RNA, 2655 nt
Organism: Punica granatum (pomegranate)
Lineage: Eukaryota; Viridiplantae; Streptophyta; Magnoliopsida; Myrtales; Lythraceae
Source: RefSeq, a predicted model, not a curated record